Molecule: messenger RNA, 4713 nt
Organism: Auxenochlorella protothecoides
Lineage: Eukaryota; Viridiplantae; Chlorophyta; Trebouxiophyceae; Chlorellales; Chlorellaceae
Product: Brefeldin A-inhibited guanine nucleotide-exchange protein 2
Exons: 13
Coding region: 1-4713 (1570 amino acids)
Biological process (GO): regulation of ARF protein signal transduction
Cellular component (GO): trans-Golgi network
Molecular function (GO): guanyl-nucleotide exchange factor activity
Source: RefSeq, a predicted model, not a curated record
AUGACCAGCCCGGCGAGCCUGGUCAGGCCCUGCCUGGAGAGGAUCGCCCAGAACGCCACCGCCCGCAAGCAGGCGGGCCUGCGCCAGGAUGUCCUGGCCUUGCUGGAGGAGCUGGACUCGGCGCUGCCGCUGCAGCCGGCCCAGCCGCCCGAGCAGCAGCGUGCCGCGUCGCCCACGCCCGAGGCGCCGCCUGCGCGGCCGCCGCGUGGAGCUGCGCCCGGCGUGCAUGCCGGGCUGGCCGAGGACCCGGAGUCUGGGGCCUUCCGCCUCACACUCCGCCUCGAAGACGACGACGAUGGCGGCGGAGAGGAGGGCGGCGAAGACGGCGAGGUGCCGCUCGCCGAGGAGGCGGGCCGGCAGAUGACGCCGCGGCAGCGCGGCGGCGAGCACCACCCGGGCGCGCUGACCGACGAGGCCGCCCUGCGCCUGCUGGAGGUGCUGGCGGCGGCCGUGGACAGCCGGCGCUUCGUGCUGGUCGAGGCGGCGCUGGACGCGGUGCAGCGCCUGAUCGCGCAUGCCUACAUCCGCGGCACGGUGACCGUGCUGCACCACCGCGCGGGGGGGGGCGCGGGUCCCUUGGACCACGGUGCAGGGGGCGAGGGAGCCACAGCAGGCACGUCGACCUCCGCCUCCACCCCCUCGCCGGGGUCCGAGGUGCGGCGCCCGCUGCCCCCCGCCGCGCUGGCGGUGGACCUGAUCGUGCGCUGCGACGACCUGGGUGACGAGGGCGUGGAGCUGCGCCUGCUGUCCGCGCUGCUCACGGCCGUGACCAGCGCGGGGCUGGCGGUGCACGGCGCCGCGCUGCUGCUCUGCGUGCGGGCGGGGUACAACGUGUACCUGCUGUCCCGCAGCGAGGUCAACGCCGCCACGGCCAAGGCCACGCUCACCCAGGCACUGAACGUCUGCUUCGCGCGCAUGGAGUCGGGCGACGCGCACGAGGUGCCCCCGCCCAUCAUGGUGGCAGACGUGCUGGGCAUGCCCCCCGCCGAGACCAGCUCGCUGUCGGCCAGCGUGCAACAGUUCCUGACCGACGUGGUGGCCUCCGUCGACCCCUUUGGGACACAUGCUCGUGGCGUGCAGCAGAGCCUGGACGCCGUGUUUGCCGCCCCCGCGGGCCCCGGCAGCGGCGGCGCACGCAGCCCUACCGCUGCGGGGUCCACGCCGGCCAGCCCCGCGGGCGCCUGGGGCGCGGGCGGCGCGGCAGCCGACCCCGGCGUCGGGCCCCCGGCGCCGCCCGCCGUGGAGGAGCCCGUGGACGAGCCGGGCGACCGCGACGGCAUCCAGUGGCGCGAGCCCGCCAGCCCGCUGGCGCCCCUCGCCCUGGCCGGCGAGGCCAGCGCCGCGUCCACGGGCGGCGCCGUGCCGGGAGCGGGGGACCCCAACGUGGCGCUGGCCCUGCAGCGCUCUGCCUACCUGGUGUUCAGGGCGCUGUGCAAGCUGUCCAUCCGCAGCGUGGACGGCGGGGGGGGGACGGACGCCACCACCGCCCGCGGCAAGGUGCUGGCGUUGGAGUUGCUGAAGAUCGUGCUGGAGAACUCGGGCCCGGUGUUUGCCACCAGCGAGCGUUUCAUGGGCGCCAUCCGGCAGUACCUGUGCCUGUCCCUGCUCAAGAACUGCGCGAGCUCGGUGCCCGCCGCGCUGCCGCCCUGCGCCUCCAUCUUCCUCACGCUGCUGACCCGCUUCCGUGCCGCGCUCAAGGGCGAGGUGGGCGUCUUCUACCCCAUGAUCCUGCUGCGGCCCAUCGAGCCCGUGGGCGCGGGCGUGCUGGCGCACACCACGGGCUCCGUGGGCGGCGCCGCGCCGGUGGACGUGGCCUACCGCGGCGUGGCCCUGGCCUGCCUGGCCCGCCUGGCGGCCGACGGCCAGGCGCUGAUGGACCUGUACGUCAACUACGACUGCGACCUGGAGGGGGCCAACCUGUUCGAGCGCACCGUGGCGGCGCUGGUGCGCCUGGCGCAGGGGUCGCCGGGGCUGGAGGCCGCCGUGCCCGCGCCCGCCGAAGAGCGCGCGCUGCGCUUCGAGGCCCUGCGCUGCCUGCUGACGGGGUCGACGCUGGAGGGGUGGAAGGCGUUCAAGCGGGUGUUCCAGGAGGGCGUGGAGCUGUUCAACGCCAAGCCCGCCAAGGGCGUGGCCUUCAUGCAGGAGCAGGGGCUGGUGGGGCCGGACCCCGACGACGUCGCCCAGUUCCUGGCCAAGACCCUGAGCCUGAGCAAGGCGCAGGUGGGGGACUACCUGGGGGAGCGCGACCCCUUCAACCUCAAAGUCAUGCACGCCUACGUGGAUGCGCUGGACUUUGCCGGCCUGGAAUUUGACAUGGCCAUCAGGAAGUUCCUGGACGGGUUCCGGCUGCCCGGCGAGGCGCAGAAGAUCGACCGCCUGAUGGAGAAGUUUGCGGAACGGUACGUGCUGUGCAACCCCGACUCCUUCCGCUCCGCGGACGUGGCCUACGUGCUGGCCUACUCGGUGAUCAUGCUGAACACCGACGCGCACAACCCGGGGGUCAAGGUGAAGAUGACGCGCGCCGACUUCCUGCGCAACAACCGUGGCAUCAACGACGGCGGCGACCUGCCCGAGGCCUUCAUGUCGGGACUGUACGAUGCCAUCCGCGCCGCGGCCCUGGAGCCCUCCGACGAGGCGCUGGCGCGGUGGCACGACGCGCUGCGCGCACGGGCGGCGGGCGCCACCUUCCACGAGACGCACGACCCCGCGGCGGUGGCCGGCGCGCUGGCCGUGGCCUGGGCGCCGCUCCUGGGCGCGCUCAGCACGGUGUUCGAGGAGUCGGAGGACCCGCGCUGGGUGGUGCUGUGCCUGGCGGGCCUGGUGGCCGCCUCGGGGCUGGCCUGCGCGCUGGGCGCGGCCACGCUGCGCGACGCCUUCGUCGCCUCCCUGGCCCGCUUCACCAUGCUGCACAGCCCGGGGGCGCUGCGCCUGAAGCACGCACAGGCCUUCCGCGCGCUGCUGGUCGUCGCCGAGCACAACGGCGACGCGCUGGGGCCGUGCUGGCAGGACGUCCUGCGCUGCGUCUCGCGCUUCGAGCUCCUGCAGACCGCCACCGCGGGCGUGCCCUCCGACGCGCUCCUCUUCGCCUGGGGCCGUGCUGGCAGGACGCCCUGCGCUGCCGUACCCGGGGGGGGCCGCGACGCCUUGCCCCCGGCGGAGGUCAUGCGCAGCGUGGACCCCGACGAUCUGGACCGCAUCUUCGUGCACAGCAGCCGCCUGAACAGCGACGCCAUCGUGGAGUUUGUGACCACGCUCUGCACGAUUGCCCGUGAGGAGCUGCGCCCCGUGGACGCGCCCCGCGUCUUCUCGCUCACCAAGAUCGUGGAGAUCGCGGCGCACAACAUGGACCGCAUCCGCCUGGUAUGGGCCCGCAUCUGGGCCGUGCUCUCCGACUUCUUCGUGGAGGUGGGCUGCGCCCCCAACCUCCAGGUGGCCAUGUACGGCGUGGACUCCCUGCGCCAGCUGGCCACCAAGUUCCUGGAGCGCGACGAGCUGGCCAACUACACCUUCCAGUCCGACUUCCUGCGGCCCUUCUGCGUCGUCAUGCGCCGCUCCAAGGCCCCGGAGAUCCGCGAGCUGGUCAUCAGGUGCGUCUCCCAGAUGGUGCUGGCCCGGGUGGCCAACGUCAAGUCGGGGUGGAAGAGCGUCUUCAUGGUCUUCACCACCGCCGCGGCGGACGAGUCCCCCCAGAUCGUGCGCCUGGCCUUUGACACCGUGGAGAAGAUCGUGCGGGAGCACUUUCACUACAUCACCGAGACAGAGGCCGCGACCUUCACCGACUGCGUCAACUGCCUCAUCGCCUACACCAACAAUCCCCACUCUCUGGACGUGGCCCUGAACUCCAUCGCCUUCCUCCGCUUCUGCGCACUGCAGCUGGCCGCCGGCGGCAUCGGCGACGUGGAGAAGCUGCCGGAGGGCGCAUCCAACCACACAACCAGCGCCACAGUCGGUUCGCUGCGCUUUACGGACAAGGAGCAGCACAUGUACUACUGGUUCCCCCUCCUGGCGGGCCUGUCGGAGCUGACCUUCGACCCGCGACCCCAGGUCCGCACCAGUGCCCUGGACGUGCUGUUCGACACGCUGCGCUUCCACGGCGGCUCCUUCACCCCCGCCUUCUGGCUGCGCGUGUUCGACUCGGUCCUGCUCCCCAUCUUCGACGUGGUGCGCGCCGAGAUCACCGACACCACCACCUUCACCGACGAGCGGCGGCGCGCGGAGGCGGACCGCUGGCUGUACGCCACCUGCACGCGCACGCUGCAGUACAUCGUCGACCUGGUGGCGCAGUACCACGCGGGCGUGGAGCCGCUGCUGGCCCGCCUCCUGCACCUGCUGCUGGGCUUCGCCACGCGCCCGCACGCCGAGCUGGCGGCGGUGGGCGUGGCAGCGCUGUCCCGCCUGACCCUGGCCCUGGCGCCGCGGCUGGACGAGCCCGGCUGGCGCGCGCUGCUGGACGCCUACGCCGAGGCGGCGCGCGAGACGCUGCCGGACCGGUACGAGGGGGCGGGGGCGGGGGAGGAGGGCGCCACGCUGGCCCCGCUGGCCACCGCCACGCUGACCAGCCUGCGUGGCUUCGACGACGACGCCUUCCGCGCGCAUGUGCACGACCUCUUCCCGCGCCUGGUGGCGCUGAUCGCCGCGGAGGGCGCGCCGCCGGAACUGCGCCGCGCGCUCUCGGACCUCUUCCUGCACCGUGUGGGGGCCAUGCUGGUCUGA